Neogale vison (American mink) is the source of this 1240-nucleotide messenger RNA. RefSeq lists its product as uncharacterized. The record is from RefSeq and is a predicted model, not a curated record. The transcript is spliced from 5 exons. The coding region runs from base 295 to 1005 and encodes 236 amino acids. NCBI's taxonomy places the organism in Eukaryota, Metazoa, Chordata, Mammalia, Carnivora, Mustelidae.
GUGCUUGGAGAUCCCCCAAGAAGUCAAGCAGGAGGAAGAGGGAAAGGAGAAGGUUAAGAUGGAGUCCUCCUCCACUCCAGGCAGGUCUUGCCGACCACGUGGCCCCUCUGGCCGGGCCUCUCCCCGCCUCAUCCCCAGUCAGCCGUCCUCCCCAGAAGCAGGCCCUUCGCCACGGCUGAGGAUUCAGUCUCUUAGGUUAGGUGGGGCUGUCCAUGAGGGCCCCACACUCCUCCUCCCUCUUAGGAGGGGCCAGGCCCCUUCAGACUCUGUCCGUCGGGAGGCUAAGGCAGCACGAUGAGGAGGCUCGGGCUGGUCUGUUGUCUCCACGUGCGAGGGGGAUUCAUCCGGGAGGUUCUCAUUCAUCAAAUCAGCCACAAAUCUACUAUUUCCAUCUCUUCUCAAAAUAUUUGGAUGCCUCCGAUACACCAUCAAUUUGAAAUUCUUGCUGACAUGACUCCUAUAGCCUUCCGACCGGAACCAGACUGCUGGCCGUGGGGAGGAGGGGGACACCAGCCACACCCCCCCCACCUCCCUCCCCUGCUCCCUGGGCCCCGCCCCCUCUGUGUGGCAUGGCUGGAAGGGUUGUUCCUGCACAGUCUUGAAGGUCUGGCUCCCGCCGUUGGCUUCCAGGGUGUCUUGUUAGGAAGUCUGCAGGCGUUCUUUCCGGACCCGGUCGUGUCUUGGCUUCAGAAGAACGUAGGAUCUUCUUUUGGUCUCCAGUGUUCUGAAAUUUCGGGACGGUGCCGAUUUUAUCGUACGGGAGCUCUGCACUGGGUACGGGACUCAAACUCAACCCCCAGAUCCAGAGUCCCACACCCCACAGACGGAGCAGCCGGGCACCCCAGAGGUCCUUGCUGCAGCACUCCUCAGCCUCUGGAGGCUUCCACAGCAGAUCAGACGGAUUCUCACCACUCCCCAGGGCUGGCGUGGCUCUCAGCUCCCCAGGGCACGCCCCACCAGCCACCGGCUUCCCCCUGCCCAAGUCUGGCCGCGGGGGUCCAGUGACCCCCUCUCCCAUCUUUGGGGGCUAAAAUCUUUUCAGAAUGAUCUUUACUCCCUUGUCCAUAAACGGGCCUUUAUUGACGGUUUAGCGGGAUUUCAGGAGGGAACCAAAUUAACUGUCUGUUCAAUUCACUGUGACUGAAGACUUUAUUGCUGUAAUCACUACUUCAGGAUACGUCAUAGAGGGACAGGCUACACAUUUCCGAAGGUAUAAAAAGACCCCGUGAGAAAUAAAUCU